This is a messenger RNA of Coregonus sp. 'balchen', 2786 nucleotides long. NCBI's taxonomy places the organism in Eukaryota, Metazoa, Chordata, Actinopteri, Salmoniformes, Salmonidae. The record is from the annotation of a GenBank genome assembly.
AUGGGUCAUCAAUGUUUAUCCUUGAGUUGUUCAGCAGCAGUGGCGAAAUCAGUAAGUCAGUGUGUUUCUUUCUUCAACGUCUACCCAGUGCAGUCGCUUGUUUUAUAUUUUUAUUUAUUUAUUUAAUAAAACACAAGUGCCUGUUAUUAGCCUAACUUAGCUAGCUAAGGUUACUACAGUACUAGCUAGCUUUUGGUUCUCAUUAAUGCUAAAGACCGCUUGUGAAAUACUCUAUUUUGGUAUAACGAGCAAUGUCAUAGCCAUAAUGUGAUAUUGUGUGUGUGUGUGUGUGUGUGUGUGUGUGUGUGUGUGUGUGUGUGUGUGUGUGUGUGUGUGUGUGUGUGUGUGUGUGUGUGUGUGUGUGUGUGUGUGUGUGUGUGUGUGUGUCUCUCUCUCUGUGUGUGUGUGUGUGUGUGUGUGUGUCUCUCUGUGUGUGUGUGUGUGUGUGUGUGUGUGUGUGUGUGUGUGUGUGUGUGUGUGUGUGUGUGUGUGUGUGUGUGUGUGUGUGCGUGCGCGCGCGUGUAGUUAGCCAUGUGUACUGUCUCACACCUACCUCUGUUGUCGACAGGUUCAGGUUGGUGCAUCUGCAGGGAAGGCUCUCCCAGAGAGGGUAAAGAUAGUGGAGGUUGGACCCAGGGAUGGCCUUCAGAAUGAAAAGGUAGUAUUCCACUUUUUUGAUGCUUUUUUGCUGAGUCCACCUUUGAAUUACAUAUUUUAGGUGGUGCAUUGAAUUGAGCUGGGUGGGUGUGUCGCUCAAACUCAUGAGGAACCAGGAAGUAUUUUUACAGUUCUGGGGAACUGUGUCAAAAGCCACCUGUUGCAGAUGUUAUUGUCAUAACUCAUGUCUCUCUCCUGCUGUCCCUGUCAGACUCUCGUCCCUGCUGAAAUUAAGAUUCACCUGAUUGACAUGCUCUCAGAGGCGGGUCUUCCUGUGAUUGAAGCCACAAGCUUUGUCUCUCCAAAAUGGGUCCCACAGGUGAGCUUACCAGAGUGUUUCAAUAGCUCAACAACAUGUCCUCUCACAUUGUUUAUUCCAGAACAUCACUGAAUAUCGGUCCAUGUGAUUCCCAUAGUAUGCUUUACAGAUGUUUUAUGGAUACUGUAUUCAUUCAAUUAUGAAAAUAGUUGCAAUUGCAUAGUUUGUGACGUGUCCAGUCCCUCCUGAUUGACAGAUGGCCGACCAGGUGGAGGUGAUGAAGGGGAUCAACAGACGGCCUGGUGUGUCCUAUCCCGUACUGACCCCCAACCUCAAGGGCUUCCAGGCAGCUGUACGUACCUCUGAUUGGCUCCAUGCACAUGUUACUGUGCUUACUGUGUCACCUCAACAUCACAUAGACACAUAACAGAAACACAGAGAUGUUUGAGUAACUCAUGUUCUGUGAAUUCAAUAAUUCCUUCAAAGCUAAUUAUUAAACCAUUGUAAGCACUGUGAUAUUUUUAGACUGUAGGUAUUGAGCAAGUAUGUUGCUGGUUAUUUUCUCAGGUGAAGGCAGGAGCAGCAGAGGUGGCCAUAUUUGGCGCUGCCUCUGAGCUGUUUAGUAAGAAGAACAUCAACUGCUCUGUGGAUGAGAGUCUGCAGCGCUUUGAGGAGGUCACCAAAGCAGCCAAAGAGGCCGGUGUGCGAGUCAGAGGGUAAGACUGACAGACAGACAUAGGGACGGGCAGAGGAAGAAAAUGUGAGCAGUCGUGAUUUUCAUUGGGAAAGUCUGUGAAAUGCUGUAGGGUUGUUUACAUUGCUCUAAGAUGUCAGGUUGUUUGACUCCAGGGCAUCAGUCUCACCUCCUUGAUCUGUUCCCUCAGGUAUGUGUCAUGUGUGCUUGGAUGCCCAUAUGAGGGCCAGGUGUCACCAGACAAAGUGGCUCAGGUGAGUUCCUCUGACUCAGACCAAGCCCAGCAUUCUAUCACUUGUCACUGAGAAAACUGUCUCUUCAUCUUCCCUUAGAAAUGUCAUUAUACUCCAAAUAUAUUUGAUUAAGUGUCAUAGAGCUUUAAACCUGCUUGAAGAUUUCACCUGUUGCUUUCUCUAAUGCAGGUAGCCAAGCGUCUGUACUCCAUGGGUUGCUAUGAGAUCUCUCUGGGCGACACCAUAGGCGUGGGCACACCGGGCGGCAUGACUGAGAUGCUGGAGGCAGUGAGAAGGGAGGUGCCUGUUGACGCCCUGGCAGUCCACUGCCAUGACACCUAUGGUCAGGCUCUGGCCAACAUCCUGAUCGCCCUGCAGGUACUGUACAGUAAGACCUGAAACUGAGUGCAAUAUAGAGGACUCCUCUGAUUUGGUGUAUAAAAGUACUAUAAUACUACUGGCAUACAUUUGAUGAAGACAGUGUUUGUUUUUGCAGAUGGGCAUCAGUGUUGUGGACUCGUCAGUGGCUGGCCUGGGUGGGUGUCCAUAUGCACAAGGGGCCUCUGGGAAUGUGGCUACAGAGGAUGUGGUGUACAUGCUGCAUGGACUCGGCAUUCAGACGGUGAGAAUUCACCUUUUCCCUCUUUCUUUAUCAGUCUCCCUCUUUCACUUCCUCCCUCAGUCCAAUAGAGUCUGGCAAACUGUUACGAGAAAGUGUUCUACUUCCUGUGUAUUAAAAAAUGAAUUGUCAUCAGUGUUCUCUUUUUAAACUGGUCAGUGCACAUGUAAGAGUUCCCUGUUUCAGUGUGUGACUGUUGUCCUCCUUCUCCCUCUGUCUCAGGGAGUGGACCUGCCCAAGCUGAUGGAUGCUGGAGCGUUCAUCUGUAGUUCCCUGAACAGAAAGACCAGCUCUAAAGUGGCCCAGGCAACCUGCAAACUCUGA